Messenger RNA from Diabrotica virgifera virgifera (western corn rootworm), 1114 nucleotides. RefSeq lists its product as uncharacterized. The record is from RefSeq and is a predicted model, not a curated record. Gene Ontology annotation, cellular component: transcription regulator complex; nucleus. The transcript is spliced from 2 exons. Lineage: Eukaryota; Metazoa; Arthropoda; Insecta; Coleoptera; Chrysomelidae. Gene Ontology annotation, biological process: regulation of transcription by RNA polymerase II. Bases 27 to 1037 code for a protein of 336 amino acids.
CGCAAUGCGAAAUUUUCGGGAGACGAAUGGCCACGGCGGUUAACGAGAACCAACACAUAGGUGCGAUGAUUUCUCGCAGCGACAACGUUAGUACUGCGUUAUAUUUUGUUAUCGCAGUUGGUUGCGUUUUCUGUCAUCGUCGUUGCGAUUUUACAAUGGUUCCAACAGAGAAAUUAAUAGAAUUAGUUAAAAAAUAUCCAAUACUUUAUGAUUUGUCACACGAGGACUAUAAAAAUAUUAGAAAGAAGGAUAAAAUAUGGGAUGAAAUUGGUCAAGAGAUGAAAGAAUGCCGUGAGGAACUAAAGAGAAGGUGGAGAAGUUUACGUGAUUCUUAUGUGCGAUACUUAAGAGUAAUCAAAACAAGAACUGGGCAAGGUGCACAAAAUAAAACAUGGCAAUGGGCUGAAAGUAUGAAAAUGUUCCAACCUUUCUUGCUUUUUGCUAAAACCUCUUCAAAUGUGCCGGAAGUUGUGACUAAUGUAGAGUCUGCAACUGAGAAAGAUGAUGGUGUAGAUGUUUCGCGUAAUGAAGAGAGUGAAAUUGGUGAUAUAUCUGAGGUACCCUUACCUACAAAAAAUAAAGAGUCUGCUACUUGCGCUGAUGUAACCACCCCGAUUGUAGAACCAGAACCAAAAAAACGAAAAGUCAGAACUAUUAUUAGUUAUUUUGAAAGCAGAAAAAAAACAGAAAAAGACUCCACAGAUUUAUUGUUUCUAUCAUAUGCAGGCUUGAUAAAACAAUUUUCUGGAAAACGUCAGGCCGAAACAAAAUUACAAAUUGCUGAAGUAAUUGCCAAGCAAGAGUUAAUGCAUUAUGAAGAGCAGCAGCAGCAGCAGAUAAUUGAACUAUACCAGAGUGCUCAACCAUCAACUUCCAAUAGUUACACCUCUGAUUCGAACUUCUGUGAAACUCCACUUAUUUCGCCAGACCAAGGAACCAUUUCCCAUGAAGAUAAUCCAGGUACCAGCAGUGCAGAUUGCGAACAAUCAUUUCCGACUUCAGCAGGCACCUUUUUACGAGUUUAUACUCCUUUGUAAUGUUGAUAUAUAAAAAAAAUAUUAAAAUAAAAAUACAAUGAGUGAUGAUUUACCUCAAAGUAAUGGCUAAUCUUUCU